AUGCCUUUCAACCACACUGGUGUUAGCCACACGGUAUUCUGCUUGCUAGGCAUCCCUGGCCUAGAGGACCAGCACAUGUGGAUUUCCAUCCCCUUCUGCAUCUCCUAUGUCAUCGCCCUGCUUGGGAACAGCCUGCUCAUCUUCAUUGUCCUCACCACACGCAGCCUGCACGAGCCCAUGUACCUCUUCCUCUGCAUGCUGGCUGGAGCAGAUGUCCUCUCCACAUCCACAGUGCCUCAGGCCUUGGCCAUCUUCUGGUUCCACGCUGGGGAGAUCUCCCUGGAUCGCUGCAUCACUCAGCUCUUCUUCAUCCAUUCCACCUUCAUCUCUGAGUCAGGGAUCUUGCUGGUGAUGGCAUUUGACCGCUACGUUGCCAUAUGCUACCCACUGAGAUACAUUGCUCUUCUUACACGUGGACUGAUUAGGAAAAUUGGUGUGACUGUCUUUCUGAGAAGUUAUGGCACGAUUUUCCCCAUAAUAUUUCUUUUGAAAAGAUUGACUUUCUGCCAAAAUAAUAUUAUUCCACACACAUUUUGUGAACACAUUGGUUUGGCCAAAUAUGCUUGUAAUGAUAUUCAAGUAAACAUAUGGUACGGGUUUUCUGUUCUAAUGUCAACGGUGGUCUUAGAUGUUGUGCUAAUUUUUGUUUCCUAUGUGUUGAUUCUCCAUGCUGUCUUCCACAUGUCUUCCCAACACGCUCGCCACAAAGCUCUGCAUACAUGUGGCUCCCAUAUCUGUGUCAUCAUCCUCUUUUAUGGACCUGGAAUCUUUACAACCCUCGUUCAGCGGUUUGGACACCACAUUCCACUGCAUAUCCACAUUUUGCUGGCUAAUGUCUGCAUUCUGGCUCCACCUAUGCUGAAUCCCAUCAUUUAUGGGAUCAAGACCAAGCAAAUCCAGGAGCAAGUGGUUCAUGUGUUGUUUGCAAAACAGAAGUGA
Messenger RNA from Lepus europaeus (European hare), 939 nucleotides. RefSeq names its product olfactory receptor 52B4-like. The transcript has a single exon. Gene Ontology annotation, biological process: G protein-coupled receptor signaling pathway. NCBI's taxonomy places the organism in Eukaryota, Metazoa, Chordata, Mammalia, Lagomorpha, Leporidae. Bases 1 to 939 code for a protein of 312 amino acids. Gene Ontology annotation, molecular function: G protein-coupled receptor activity; olfactory receptor activity. Gene Ontology annotation, cellular component: membrane. The record is from RefSeq and is a predicted model, not a curated record.